Cucumis melo (muskmelon) is the source of this 2375-nucleotide messenger RNA. RefSeq lists its product as uncharacterized. Gene Ontology annotation, biological process: translational initiation. Bases 213 to 1853 code for a protein of 546 amino acids. NCBI's taxonomy places the organism in Eukaryota, Viridiplantae, Streptophyta, Magnoliopsida, Cucurbitales, Cucurbitaceae. Gene Ontology annotation, cellular component: cytosolic small ribosomal subunit. Gene Ontology annotation, molecular function: mRNA binding; ribosome binding; protein binding. The transcript is spliced from 13 exons. The record is from RefSeq and is a predicted model, not a curated record.
UAGUCAUAGUUGUGGUGGCUAUGAUUUCAUAUGUUAACGAUUAACCUAAUAAAAGAAAUUUGUUUGGAAUUUCUCCGGUCUUUCUUCUUCACCUUCUCCGGCAUCGGAAGGAACAUACACUAUUUUCAUCAUCAGACUCAACCUCCAUUCAAUCUUCCUUCUUCUAUUACUUGUACCAAUUUCAUUGACCUUCAGUUUCGUCUCCGAUUCCCAUGGCCACUUCUCAACAUCCACCACCUUUAGAGAUUCUGGUUCGAGGAUCAGAUGGUUUUUCAAUCUGGAAUGGCCCCCCAUUCGUCGACAACCAACCCACCACCAAAAAACUCGACAAGGUUGCUUGCACCAGUACGAAAUUCAGUGAAGAUGGAUCCAAAUUGCUGGUUACGAAGCCUGAAACUUUGAGCAUUUAUGAAUGCCGUGGUUUUGGAGAGAUCAAGUCUUUUGAAGUACCCAAUUUGCUUGCGGCUGCUUUGUCACCUUGUGGGACUUAUCUCCAGACAUUUCAGAAAUCUUCAACUCCUCAAGAAAAGAAUGUUGUUCUCUGGAAGGUUGACACUGGUGAUCUUGUGUACUCUCAAUUUCAGAAGAAUAUGACCAAAGUGUCAUGGCCUGCAAUUCGAUUCAGCUCUGAUGAAACUGUUGCCUGUCGGAUGGCUACUAAUGAGAUACAGUUUUUUGAUACUAAAGAUUUCUCUAAGGGAGUUAUUCAUCGGCUAAGAGUUCCAGGAGUCGUUGCAAUUGAACUCUCAAGGACACCUGGAACCCACAUUGCAGCCUUUGUUCCCGAGUCCAAGGGGGUUCCUGCCAGUAUCCAAAUCUUUGCUUGUGGAGACUCACAAACUCAACCGAUUGCUCGACGAAGUUUUUUCCGUUGUUCAACGGUUCAACUAAACUGGAACAAUGGUUCUACUGGGCUUCUAAUUGUUGUGCAAGCAGAUGUAGAUAAAACCAACCAGAGUUAUUAUGGUGAAACAAAGUUAAACUACUUGACAACUGAUGGGGUUCAUGAAGGACUUGUACCACUUCGUAAAGAAGGACCCGUUCAUGAUGUGCAGUGGUCACCGAGUGGUUCGGAGUUUGCAGUAGUAUAUGGGUGUAUCCUUAUUAUUGUACCAUAUUGCGGAAGCUGUGCUUUCUCUUUGCCUCGCACUUCUUGUUCCUUGACAAAAAAAAAAGUUAUGCCUGCAAGAGCAACGGUGUUUGACAAGAAGUGCAAGCCUCUUCUUGAGCUUGGAGAAGGUCCCUACAACACUGUACGAUGGAACCCAAAGGGGAAAUUUCUAUGUUUGGCUGGCUUCGGUAAUCUGCCUGGUGACAUGGCAUUUUGGGACUACAAGGAGAAAAAACAGCUUGGAAGAACAAAAUCUGAAUGCUCCGUUACUAGCGAGUGGUCGCCAGAUGGACAGUAUUUCAUGACUGCCACAACGGCUCCCAGACUUCAAGUUGACAAUGGGAUAAAAAUUUUCCAUUACAAUGGAGCUUUAUACUUCAAGAAAAUGUUUGACAAGUUGUUCCAGGCCGAUUGGAAGCCAGAGUCUUCAGAUAAGUUUGGUGAAAUCGAUCUACUAGUCAAGUCAGUAGAAUCGCUCAAUGUUGAUCAAAAGAAAACACAAGGACAAGGGUCAAAAGUCUCACAAACAUCGCAGAAAACCGCUCCUUCAAACCCACCUGUUCAGAAGCCUGCUGCUUAUAGGCCUCCACAUGCGAAAAAUGCUGCUGCUAUUCAGGCAGAGUUGCUUGGAGAAGGCCCUAAAGAAACACUGAGUAAGAACGCCAUGCGGAACAAGAAGAAAAGGGAGAAACAAAAGGAGAAGAAGGCAGGGGAAGCUGCUUCAUCAGCCAAUGAUGUGUGAGGUAUGCAGUAUUCAACAUAGAAUUCAGGUGUUUCCAUGUUCGCUUCUAGCAUUUGCGCCAGGAGCUUUUGAUUUGAAGCUUAGAGCUUUCUCAAAGUACAAUUCAACAACGGAUUCGAGUGAAAUAUUAACUGCCAAAGGGAGACAAUAGGAAGGUUCAAUCCUUCAAGAAUUUUGAGAAAAAUUUUAAAUGUAACACAAGGCUCUUAAGAGUCUCUUGAGUACCAAGUUAUUAUUGGUCUUGUCUUUAUGGUUUUAAACCUUAAAAAGGUGACCAUCCUUAGCUGCAGUUAUCUUGUUCUUGCGUACUUUAUCCAUUAUGAUUCGAAGUUCGACCACCAACUGACCAAAAUCAGAUCAAGCCAAUAUGAUUGGAACCAAAAAAAUUAAACAAAUUGAACCAACUAUUAUUUGUUGUAUGCUUCAGAAAUUGAGCUGAAUACAUGUAUUUGCACUUUGCUGAAAAUACUUUGAAGACUGUCUUUAGUCUUAUUAAAACUUAGGAUAUCUUUCUUUGUGUCA